Anopheles funestus (African malaria mosquito) is the source of this 3989-nucleotide messenger RNA. RefSeq lists its product as uncharacterized. Gene Ontology annotation, molecular function: signaling receptor binding. Bases 500 to 2722 code for a protein of 740 amino acids. The record is from RefSeq and is a predicted model, not a curated record. The transcript is spliced from 5 exons. NCBI's taxonomy places the organism in Eukaryota, Metazoa, Arthropoda, Insecta, Diptera, Culicidae.
UGUCAGUUGUAAAUGUCAUGUAAACUGGUACAAGAGGAAUGGUGGUGUUGUUUGGAUAUUUUACGGAUUUCGUAGGUGUUAAUUUUCGUUCGUGUCGUUUUUCUUUUAUUUGUACCGUUUUGCAAAAGCAGAGGUGUAAAUUUUAUUGCGCCCCGUCGUGAGCUAAGCAUUAUUUCGAUGGAAAAUUUUGUGUUUUAAGACCCUGGCAGAGAGAAGCAAAAAGUGGUUCGUUGUGUCAACAGUAGACGAUCGAAGGCAAUGAGUGCAGUAUUGGCGGAAGUAAUAAGAGCAGCCUAAAGCAUCACUACACCAUACAGUGGGGCUUUGUUUUGGGAGAUCAGCAACACGAUCAUCCAGCUAAACGCCCCCUCCUGUCCUUGACUGCAAGGUCGUGAAAUUGAGUUCGAAAAUCAUCGAUAUAUCGAAAACCUGUACAUCCAAACCCGUCCGACGGAUCCAGUGGAUGAGUGCAGUAGCGUGUCCCGUCAGUGCGUAAGCGAUGGACCGUCAUAACGAGCAACAGCAACACCGGCCGUAUCUCCGUUCGUUCAUGGAGCAAGAUCGGGGUACAGGGGACCAUCCGAUGCUGGAGGAGGAUCUGCUGGAUGCUGAAAUAGAACACCAAACACCGUGCCAGAGCAUAGACCUGGCGACGGAAGGAAACAAAGAAGCUACCGCUGGGGAAUGUUCCGGACCGGCUCGCGGAACCGCUAACGUUCGAUCCCGUGUACGCUACUGGCUGAACGACAUCGUCGAUGAAAUGCGAAAGAAAAGUCCGGCAUCCGUACAGAAAUGGGUCGAUUCAAUACAAAUACCAACGAGCACAAAUGCGGGAGGAUCGACAGGUGAUGAUACGGUUGGACCCUCACAGGACGAUGGUGCGACGGCAUACGAAUCAGACUUUUCCCAGCCCAAUCAGCUAGCGGCGACAGAAGCACAAACGGUGGGAUUAGACCCUGGUCACGGUUGGGAAGAAACCGGGGAACCGUCGGAACCCGAAGUCGAACCGGAAAACGAUCAACUUGCCUUCGAUUACGAUACUCAAGGAAAUACCGACCACUCGGAACGCGUACUUAUCGAACACAACCUCAAAAAGAACACCGGUACAAGUACCAUCCAAGGCAUUCCCGCGGAACCACAAAGCACAUCUCUUGCCACCAGCACACCGAAAGCAAUAAAAUCGGAUGAAUCGACAAAGCAAUCGCCAGUUACGGAGGGAACCCCCGGGUUGUCAAUUCGAAACUUCCUGUCCAAAAAAUCGCUGCUCGGAAAGUUUAGCCGAUCCGGCUCGAAUCUCGACCAAAGUCCAACGAUUUCGGGUGAGAGUGAAAAUUUGGACACGGUAGAGACUGCACGAAAAAAUACGGAAGACGGCAUUUUGUCCACUUCUUCACGCUUCGUGGUCGGUAAAAGUAAAAUAAAUGAGUUUUACGAUAAGCUUAACAUGAACAAAGCAAAGUAUGGAUUGAUCAAAGCGAAAAAGCUCGAUAUCCGUAAUAUGCUCAGUGGUGGAAGUAGUAAUCGGGAAAGCUCGGACGAACAGAAAGUACGUGAACCGCAGCCCUUACAUUUAUCACCGCCGGCGGAUGAAUUCACUACAGAUCAAACAGUGCAAGGAUUCGAUGGGGAACUGGAUCCUGUGGCGAGUGAAUCGGAACAUGAGCGAUCCGUUUCGCCGCAACAUCACGAACCGUUGGAAGUUAGUGUCGUGGAUGUGGAUCCAUCGGAUGCGUAUGAGUUUUCCUUCGAUGAAUCGUUUCCCAAAUCGGACGAGCUAAUUCCGGGCAUGAUAAGUGAGGAAGAUGAAGAGGAAAAGGAAAACAUACUCGAUAGUGCGUCCGUUAUGCCGAACCAUGGGCACGGGUACGAUGCAUACCUUAAUCCACCGCAACCUAAGACCCAUCGCAUGGGUAUCGGUCGCAUUGGGCGCAGUUCGAGUGAAAAUCCACGUGCUACCGCGCGGCGCUACAAUCUUAUGGAAAUCGGACGAAGCUUCAGCGAGAUGAACGAUGAUGACGAUUCGUUCGCGAUCAGUGAGUGCAAUAACAGCUGUCCGAAUCCGUCGUCGCUAAACACGAGUUCAAGCAUCAACAAUGGCAGCAGCAAUAAUCUUACCCGUUCGGUUCCAGUCAGUCCGAUACCGCGCACGUCAAGCAAGCUCAGCAUUCAACAGGAUCCGCAACAGCACCAGCUACACCAGCAGCAGCAACAGCAGCAGUCUUCGUCUCCAAGGCGCCGCAGCACGAUGCUAGUAAAGGAUAGUUCGCUCCAAUCCGAUUCCAGUCGCUGCUCGAGCGUUGAGAGUUUGUUGAACGCGCGGAAACCAGACCCGGAAAAGAUAUUGCUCAAUCUGGGCUUUGGACCGGCACCACACAGUACGGAUGUGUUGGCAAAAAUACCUAAACGGUUUUUAAAACCAUCCCAAGUGCGAGGAGUCGAUACGGAAGCUUUCUUGCGACAGCAACAACUUUCGAUGCACAUCCAUGAGAAUAGUGUACUCGGUUAUCGAGGGCUAGUAGGUAAUCCGCACAUUCCACCCUCGAUGAUAGUGGCCAAAAUUAUGGAACGGUUUCAGGAGAAUGACACAAAGACACGUCUCACGGCCACAGGCGUUCCGCUGCUUCAGUCAUCCGACAGUCGCAACUCGUCUGGUCCACCGUCACCCGUUCCGAUGACACGGCAUGCCUCUCUAGCGACGGCUGAUGGUCGCUUGAAAUACUAGCUCUUUACCCCUCCGAUGGAGCGGACACUCGGUGACAGUGCGUCCCAAAGUGAUACUUUUACCGUACCGCACUCAGCAUAUCGCUUCUCAAACAAUCAAGCAACAUGUUUCCUUCACGCACACUACACUCCACCAGUUGAUGAGCUUUAGAGAAACCCCAGCGUCGAUGGGAUCGAUGAGAUUUUAAUAUAUGCAUAACUUUUAAACCCCAUAGUAGUGUAAAUUCUGGUGUAGAGGCAGAAAUGCACUCCAUUUUACUACUCAAUCUGAUCAUCGUUUUAUAAGUAGCAAACAUUUUGAUCUGCCUCACUGUUUGGAAAAUUACUCAAAAUCAAUCGUACUAUUGUACCUUUUUAAUCCAACUUUCUCCAAGUGAGCUUUUAUGAGAUUGUAGACUUUGUAUCUUCUAUAUUCCCCUUUUCUACUUUCAACUUCAGCAUUAUUUAUAUGGAAUCUAUUCCGAUAAGCACACAAGUAGCAGGAGUAAGUAAAAAAAAAGUGAGUAAAUUAGAAACUGUGAAACAGCGAGGAAAAAGCACACACACUCCUUUUAUGGAAAAGUCUAUUUUAGUCCCCGUAAUAGCAGGCAACUAUUGCUCUUUAGGCCUUGUGAUGGAUGUGUUGUGUAGGAUUAUUUACGUAGGUUAUAGCUAGCUGUAUGAAUGGUGUAAGAUAUUAGAUAUUUCACUGAUUGCUAGUAGCGGCACGGUGUCGAAAAUAGUAACGGCGUCUUGCAAAAUGGUUGGAUGGCAGCCGGUUAUGAUAAGCAAAGAGAAAGAAAGGACUUGAACAAAGAAAAUGAAACAAAAUCGAAUGGUGAAAUGGCACGAGCUUACGGGACUGAGAACCUAAAACUAGUUUUCUACUAAAGUCCGUAAUUACAUGGGAACACAACACUUAAAAAAUGGAAUAUACACAAUCUCUUUCUCUAUCUCUAUCUCUCUCUCUCUUUCCCUUUCUGAAUGCAUAUCUAUCAACAGUGAUGUCUCCUGUGCGAGUCUGGUGUUGGGAGACUAAGUAUAUACACAUUGAAAAGUAAAACAAACCGUUACAGUUCGGAAUUCUAUUGCAAUGAUGCAUUGCUAGUGACAAAGUAAAUCAAUGGUAAUGUAAUACAUAUUUUUUAUAAUAUUACACCCCUGGAUAGAGAAAUUGAUUCGAGGGUUAGAUUGCCUUUAUUUUGCUAUACUUAGAACCUUCAAUUAUUACAACACUGGAACUAAAAUGCACUUGUUAGAUGAAUAAACGUUGUAACGUAAAUCGAAAA